GAAGUUGGGAAUUCGCCAUGCAGCUCUAUCGGUAGGUGUUUGCGUACGGCUCGAGAGAGAGCCCUGAAAAGUGAACUUUUGGAGUAGCGUUAAAGUCGCCCGUCAAGGAGUCGACGUCUGUGCAGUUAUUCCUUUUAGAACUGGAUUCACAGUGGGGGGGGGGAGGGGGGGUGAAGAUGAUGUCCGAUGCCAGCGAGAUGUUGGCAGCCGCCUUGGAGCAAAUGGAUGGGAUCAUAGCAGGCUCCAAGGCCAUGGGCUACUCCAAUGGGCUGUUUGACUGCCAGUCGCCCACCUCUCCCUUCCUGGGAAGCCUGCGGGCGCUGCACCUGCUGGAGGACCUGCGGGCGGCACUGGAGAUGAUGGACCAGGAUGAGCGGGAGGGCCUCCGCUGCCAGGUCCCUGACACCACCGCCGACGGCCUAGUGGAGUGGCUGCAGCAGGGUCAAUUGACCAACGGAAAUGACUCCGCCAUGAUCUACCAGGAUCGACUGUCACGGGUGGAGAGCGAUAAGGAGUGUCUCGUCCUCCAGGUGAGUGUUCUCUCAGACCAGGUGGAGGUGCAGGGGGAGAAGAUCAGGGAUCUGGACAUGUGUCUGGAGGAGCACAGAGAGAAACUCGACGCUACUGAAGAAACGCUGCAGCAGGAGUUCUUGACCAGGUCCACCCUGGAGACCCAGAAGCUGGAGCUGAUGACCGAGGUGUCUAGUCUGAAACUGAAGCUGACCACUGUGGCGAGAGAUCGCAGGGAUAGUGAGGGGUUGUACCAGGAAGUCAAUGACCUGCGGUUCAGGGUGACCGAUAUGGAGAAUAAAAGACUGCAGUGUGAGAAGAAACUUAAAUCCACCAAAGAGGAACUGCAGACUCUUCAGAGGCAGCUGGAGGAGCUGAGGAGGCUAAGAGACCAGGCUACACAGGGAGUGCUGACCCCAGACAGAACAGAUGGAGAGAAAGAUGUGGACAUGCUGAGGAUGAAGAGGGCCAUGGAUUCCCUGAUGUCAGCUAGCAAUGACAAGGACCGGAGGAUCGAGGAGCUUCAGGAGUCUAUCACACGGUACAAGAAGGUCCAGGACUUGAUGAAAGACACACUGAAUGAAGACAAUUAUGAUGACAUCCAGGAUGACAGAUCCCCCUCCAUUCAGGUCGCCAUGGAUGCAGACCAGGCCACACUGGUGGUUAGGGAGGAGACAGGAAGGAGCUGUGACGAGAUUCCAUCUAUUGCAGUGUUUUCAGAGCUGGUGCAGGAGAGCCUGAUACAGGAGCCAGACACAGACAGUCCACCAGAAGUCCCACCACAUUCAGCAGGUAGCUUGGGCCACAUAAACAGCAACACAGAGCAGACCACAGUUGAGGUGCCCAGCCCCCCAUCCACCUCCCCAUCAAACCCCAGCAGUAAUGAAAGCUUUGGGAACAAGAAGGCCCGCUCCUCCUUUGGACGUGGUUUCUUCAAGAUGCGUGGAGGCAAGAGGACGUCCAGCGCCCCAAAUCUGGAUCGCAGCCGGAGUGCGAGUGCGCCUACGUUGGCUGAGACCGAGCGUAAUGGCACAGACCACUUGGACUUGGCUGGUGCCCCACCAGACAAACCUCAGGGAGGAGACAGCAGCCAGACCCUACCUUCCUCACCAGAGGCCAAGAAGAAGUCCAGAGGCUUUAAGAAGUUCUUAGGCAGGCUGAAGAGAAGUCACUCCACCUCACUAGACCUGGAGGAGACUGAGUUCAGACGGGGAGGAGUCAGAGCCACGGCCGGCCCCCGACUGGGCUGGUCACGUGACCUGCAGCACAGCGCCAAUGAUGUGGACGCUCCAUUUGCUCAGUGGAGUAAGGAGCAGGUGUGUUUGUGGCUGCAUGAGCAGGGCCUGGGGCUGCAAGUGGCUCAAGCCCAGCAGUGGAUCUGCUCAGGAUUCACCCUGCUGCAGGCCUCCCAGCAUGACCUGGAGAAGGAGUUGGGGAUCAAACAGCCCCUUCACAGGAAGAAGCUGCAGCUGGCUCUCCAGGCACUGGGAUCAGAGGAGGAUGUCAGCAAGGCCAAACUGGACCACAACUGGGUGACCAGAUGGCUUGAUGACAUUGGUCUGCCGCAGUAUAAGAGCCAGUUUGAUGAGGGGAGGGUCGAUGGGCGAAUGCUACACUACAUGACUGUGGAUGACCUGCUGUCUCUAAAAGUGGGCAGUGUUCUCCACCACCUCAGCAUCAAGAGAGCCAUCCAGGUCCUCCGGCUCAACUUCUACGAGCCCAACUGCCUCCGCCGACGGCCCUCUGACGAGAAUAACAUCACGCCAGCGGAGAUCUCCCAGUGGACCAAUCACAGAGUGAUGGAGUGGCUGAGAUCAGUGGACCUGGCUGAGUACGCUCCUAACCUGAGGGGAAGCGGUGUGCACGGGGGGGUCAUGGUGCUGGAGCCUCGCUUCAAUGUGGAGUCCCUAGCCCUUCUGCUCAACAUCCCUCCCAACAAGACCCUGCUGCGCCGCCACCUGGCCACCCACUUCCACCUGCUCAUCGGCUCCGCUGCCCAGCACAGCAAACAGGAGUGUCUGGAGAACCCUGACUACACCCUGCUCACUGCCACCGCCAAGGUCAAGCCCAGAAGGCUGUCGUUCGGUGGCUUCGGGACCCUGCGUAAGAAGCGCCAGGAGGACAGCGAGGAGUACGUGUGCCCCAUGGACGUGGAGAUGCCCAAGAACAGCAGCUUCCAGGGGGGCCUGAGGAGCUACGAGGACGACCUGGACCAGUUGGAGCAGAUGGAGGACUCGGAAGGGGCUGUGAGGCAGAUAGGAGCAUUUUCUGAGGAAAUCGACAACCUGACGAGCAUGCUGAAGGAAGAUGAGUUCUUCAGCGAGGUCUCCUCUCGCUCCCCCGAGGCCAGUGUCACCGAUGACGACUCCAACGUGAGGGAGAGUCCCCGCCAAUUAUAUGUAUUAACUUUAGAUGACUGACGGGGUGCUGUUUUGCAGCCACCACACAGCCAUUUUGUUACUCCUCCAUUGUAAAAAAGAUGUUGGAAGUUAUAGAAAUGCAAUGUCUACAUUUGUUUUUGACAAAUAUAUUCUAUUAGACACCUAAUAGAAUAAAUACCUAAAUACAUUUAAUUUUGUCCUUUAACAUUUUUGUGAAAUGCUGUAGAAUUCAAUUCAUUCCUAUGGAGGUGCUCCUUCUGAGGAGUACCAAUAUGGCAAUUUACAUAGCAUCAGCAAUCCAGGUUUUAUACACAUUGGCCCCUGCUGGCGUCGCCAUGCCAACCUAAUGAAGAGCUGUGACUGGCUCGCUUCUACAACCUGUGAGACCACUUAUGCCCUUAGACUUAAGUUGUUGUCAUUUCAGCAAUUUACGAUCUCUCUCUGCAUUCCCAAGUGAAGUUAUACAUGUGUAUUUAUUUAAGUUGUCGAAAUGUAGUGCAUGAAUUGAGAUUUCAACAUAGGAGCAUUUAUUUUAUACUUCAUACUUUUAUUGUAUUGCAGAACAGUUUUUUAUACAUUUUUUUGAAUAUCCACAAAUGAGUCCCUUACAUGGUAUGCCCUUGUCCCGACUUAUUUUUGGAAGUAAUUAUUAGCCAUUAUAUAACCUGAAAGAUUGGUCAAGUUGCAGUGGGACACUUAGAUCUGUCGUCAGACCACAGUUGGCUGUGCUCAACUGAAGUCAAAACAUUGCAGGCUGGCUUAAUCCAGAAUUAUAAUUUCCUCUCCAUGUUGUCCUCUCAUUUGAUGCUCCUAUCUGCAUGUUUUGUUUGUGUCCCAAAUUAUUUCACUAUUAUCACUUUGGUUUGUCCUCCCAUGUUGUUGAAUUUGUCAUAAUAUCCAUGAAUUUUAGGAACAUUACAUGGAAGCCCAACCUUCUAGAAUGUAAACAUCACCACAAAGCAAUGAUAUCGUUCUGCAAGCCAUAACCAUACCAGUGAACACUGUAAUGGACUGUGUACUGUUUCUAUGCAUCUUUUUUUGUAAAGAAUUGUCAAUAAAAACUAAUAUGGUAAAAAAUGA
Oncorhynchus kisutch (coho salmon) is the source of this 3971-nucleotide messenger RNA. RefSeq names its product liprin-beta-1-like. Gene Ontology annotation, cellular component: presynaptic active zone. The transcript is spliced from 26 exons. Bases 177 to 2930 code for a protein of 917 amino acids. The record is from RefSeq and is a predicted model, not a curated record. Gene Ontology annotation, molecular function: protein binding. Gene Ontology annotation, biological process: neuromuscular junction development. Lineage: Eukaryota; Metazoa; Chordata; Actinopteri; Salmoniformes; Salmonidae.